Messenger RNA from Pseudoliparis swirei, 6531 nucleotides. Its product is annotated as collagen alpha-1(XVII) chain-like. The transcript is spliced from 57 exons. The coding region runs from base 414 to 5696 and encodes 1760 amino acids. The record is from RefSeq and is a predicted model, not a curated record. Lineage: Eukaryota; Metazoa; Chordata; Actinopteri; Perciformes; Liparidae.
GAAAAGUGCAGCGACUCACGCACGCAGCAGCAGUAGCAGCAGGAGGGGUUGACCACUUUCAUUUUUCACAGUCGACUAUCUGACUCCGCUGAGGUGAGUCGAGAUAAUUGGUUCCCUCAGGCGCUGUUUUUCUUUCUUUCUUCCUCUCCUUCUUUUCUUUAAAAAAAUUCAGCUUGCCGUCUGCUCCACCUGAUGGGCGCGGCUGGGACCGGUGCCAUCAUCUCUGUUUUGACUCGCCUGGGAAAGUUCGGGCACAAAAGGCACAUGAGGACGGAGGACUAUUAAAGAACAUCCCACGCGCGUCCACUUCAUAUCAACACAUUUACUCUCCGGUGGACGGGACCAGUCGGUCCAUCUUGACAGAUAUCGGGAUUUGAUUGUUUGUUGUUCAAGCUGGCUGAAGAUAAAUUGCGAUGGACGAGUUAACAAGACAGAUGGACUUCUCAGGAGGCCUGUCGGAAGAAAAGGUUGUGAGAGAAACUGUAAUCUCCACCUCCAGACUGACUUCUCUCCCACCAAAGGGAACAAGCGGAUCAAAUCACAGGAAUAUGUCCAGCAGUGCUGGAGGGCUGGGCUUGGAGAAGAAUGUCUUAACCCAGAACAGCAGCCGAACUUAUUUUUCUUCAUCUUCUGUAGGUGUGAACACCAGCAGCUUCAGCUCCUCCUCAGGAGUUUACGUCGGAGGAGACUCCUCAGGAGGUGAUGGAGGGGGAGUCUUCAUAGACGGAGAUGGGUUCAGAAGUACAGGAGGAGGACGAGGCGGCGGAGGACGAGGCAUCGGAGGAGGCAGUGGAGGAGGAAGCAGUGGAGGUGGAGGAGGCGGCGGAGGAGGGGGCGGCAGUUAUCUCGUGAGCUCGGUGUCAAAGGUCAGGUCCAGCUCGUCGGGCGGUGCCAGGAGAACGCAGACUGCUGGCUCAGCAGGAGGCCUGUCUCCAGUUUUCCGGGAGAGGAAGAACGUAUCCAGCCGCUCAGGAGGUUAUGACGGAAGUUCCAGUGGCAAUUCCUCUCCAGAGUUUCCACGCAAAGAUUAUGGAAUCUAUUGCUCCAGCGCCACAAGAGGGAGGAGUGAAAGCAGAGAGAGCGAGAUCAGAGCCAGACUACAAAGCGCCUCUCCUUCCGCCAGCAGAUGGACGGAGCUCGACGACGUGAAGAAGCUGCUGAAGGGACGCUCCUGCAGCGUCAGUCCCACCCGCUGCUCCAUCACCCUGCCUGUCCCGAAAAAGGCCAGCGUGGAAACCAAGACGGCCUCCGUGGCCUCUCAGUCGGGUUCAACUUCAUUUGGCCCUGGUGUGAGAUCAGCUGGGUUCCAAACCAUCGACACAUCAGGCUUUUAUGAUACCGGCCUGACAUCUGGGCAGUUUGAUACUGGUGUCAAAUUGGGCCAUUGUGAUGUUGGUCUGAAAUCAGGGCAGUAUGACACUGGUGUCAGAUCAGCCCAGUACGACACUGGUGUCAGAUCAGGCCAGUAUGACACGUUGGACGCAACGCUUCCUACUUUAUCUUGGUCCACCUCCACCUUGCCCUCCGCCUCCACCACGGUGGUCGCUGGCAACACCAGCACCUACCAGUCUGGCAACAACAACAUGUCGGUAGGAUCGGCGCCGCUCUGCCUCACCUCGCCCUCGUCCCUGUCGGUUUACGGCUUUCAGAAUAAUCUGGCUCCCACUUCUCCCAGUGUGCUCACAACCAGUGGAAGCAACACACUCCCUUCUCCUGGAGGUUACGGCGUUCAGAAGAACUUGUCAAAUGGCGGGGGUUUCAUCGGCUCUGGAAUCUCUACAACCACUCGAUCCCACACUGAUGAUUCAUACAAGAAAGACAAGUUCCUGAUGUCUGACAAGGAGAACUUUCCAGCCAAGAGGGAUACAGAAAUGCUCAUAACGGCCAAAGACACCGGGAAGCAGUUCAGCAGCGGCUGCUUCCCGAUGGGAGGAGGGUCGAUAUCAGGAGAUUCGAUGAAGAAAGAGAAGCUCGCUUCAAGCUACACGGAGACAAUGCCACUCAAGUCAGAGACAGGCAACUCUUACUAUGGAUCAUCUGGAGUUGUAAUGAAAGACAAAGCCACCUAUGCAGAGAUUCACAAGGAUGACGGCAUCUUCGGAGGAGGUGGAGGACUAUGCUGCUGCUCCGACGCCUGUUGCGCUUGGUGGAAAUGGCUGCUGGGUCUUCUCCUCCUCUCCCUGCUCCUGCUUGGACUCCUGUUUGGCCUCAUUGCACUGGCUGAAGACGUGAGAAAGCUGAAGAAUCGAGUGGCUACGCUGGAGGCCGAGUCCUCGGUGACUGCUGCUCGUACCGGCCGGCUGUCAGGCUCUUCCAAUGACCUCAACUUCUAUGGGGCCACUGGAGCUGGAGCUGGAGGUGUAGCAGGAGGUGUAGCAGGAGCUGGAGCUGGAGCUGUAGCUGGAGGUGUAGCUGGAGCUGGAGGUGUAGCAGGAGCAGGAGCUGGAGGUGGAGGUACCGCCCACACUGACAACACGCUGCAUCUUGACGCCGGAGGUGGAGGUGGAAGCUCGGGCUCCAAAACAAGAAUCGUGAUUGCUGGCGCUGGCGGCGGCGCCGGCGCUGGACACGGAGUUGACGUCAUCUUCGGGGGUGGUUCUGCUGGCGCCAAUGGGGCUGUGGCCACCGGGGCCAAUGCUGGUGGAGGGGCCGGUACCAGUGGCAGUGCCAGCAGAAGCGUCAGUACCGGUACCAGUUUCAGUGGCAGUGCUGGCGGCACUGGUCUCGGGACCGGAGUGAGCGGAGGACACGUCGACGCUACUUCUCUUCAGAUGACGAUCCGGCAGAUGUUAAGAACUGAAAUGCAGUCGCAGUCAUACAGAGCUUUCCUAGCAUCGUCAGUGCAGGGAGAUCGAGGAAUGCCUGGACCUAAAGGGGACUCUGGAACUAAAGGAGAUUCUGGUUUCGCUGGACUUCCAGGUGCUCCGGGUGGAAUGGGACAUGCAGGCCCUGAAGGUCCAAAAGGACAGAAAGGGAACCUCGGUGAUCACGGGGUGGAUGGCGCUCCAGGCGUCAGGGGUCGCGAGGGCCCGUCCGGCCCCAGAGGCGAGGUCGGACCUUCAGGCUUUGGAACGAAAGGUGAAAGAGGUACCGCCGGGGAGGCCGGGUCUGUCGGCCCGACCGGACCCAAAGGUGCGACUGGAGUUCAUGGAUCUUCUGGGGCACCAGGUCUUCAGGGUUUCCGUGGCGAGGCAGGACCACCUGGGCAUAACGGGGACAGAGGGCUGCCUGGAAUCCAAGGACUUAAAGGGGACACUGGUGACACGGGUCUCAGAGGUGUGAAAGGUGAACGAGGUCUCCAAGGGUCAGCAGGAGAGACAGGACCCAAAGGGUCAAUAGGGUUCCCUGGAGUUGAUGGAUUGAAAGGAUCAAGAGGUGACCAAGGAUCUGCUGGGCCACCUGGACUCAGAGGUCCUUCUGGGCCUCCUGGAGAUGAUGCAAUUUCAGGAACCCACAGGCUUCAAGGACCACCAGGGAUACCAGGGAACCCAGGAAGACCCGGCGCUAAAGGUGACGCAGGUGAACCAGGAAGAAUCACCAAUGCAGGUGGCUCCACAACUUACGCCAUCGCGGGACCACUCGGGCCUCCUGGUCCUUCCGGUUCUGCAGGUCUUCCAGGAUUACCAGGUUCCGUUGGCCCUGCUGGUGGGCCUGGCCAACCUGGUGUUAAAGGUGACAGAGGGUAUAGGGGGGAGCAGGGAGAAGACGGAAUAACAGUGAGGACAUCGGAAACUCUCAACUCAAGGCAGUUCAGUGCCAGUGGAGGGUCAGGACAACCGGGCCCACCCGGCCCACCGGGCCAACCUGGACGUCCAGGAGAUUCAAGACAAGGACCACCGGGACCGGCUGGACCCACAGGUCCUCCAGGUUAUGGAAGAUCAGGACCGAAAGGAGACAAGGGAGACGCAGGCUUUGCCUCCAGCUCUGGAACUUUCCAAACUGGACCACCGGGACCACCGGGGCCUUUUGGGCCUAAAGGAUCAGCAGGUACUCUCGGACCAAGAGGUUACCAAGGUGAACCGGGCCAGGCGGGCGUGCCGGGUUCACCCGGAAGACCAGGAAGCACCGAGAGAGGAGUGUCGUCUUACGGAGGAAGAAACAGUGUCCCUGGACCGCCGGGUCCACCGGGAAAUCCUGGACUUCCUGGCCCACAAGGUUUUAAAGGGGACACUGGGGCCCCUGGUGGUUCUGGCUCUUCAAGAGGCUCCGUCUCAGUCUCCUCGGGCCCUCCCGGCCCCGCGGGUCCUCCUGGUCCUCCAGGCGUGCCCGGCUCCCACACUUCAUCCAGUGAGAUGCAUCAAUACGUCAACGACUAUCUGAGUAGAAGCAGACACUCUAAUAUCCCCGGACCUGCAGGUCCACCUGGGCCCCCGGGACUUCCCGCAACCUUUUCAGGCUCUAUGGAUGACAUCUCCACUCGUAUCAUUUCAUAUAUACAACGUUCUGGCUCAGGCCUCAGCAGUGGUGGUCAGGGUCCUCCAGGACCACCUGGCCCACCUGGACCUAGUUAUGGCUCUGGCUCUGCGGCCAUGACGGUCAGCGGUCUCAUCAAUUUGCUUCAGAGAGAAGAUGUGAGGAGGUAUCUGUUGGGACCACCAGGGCCACCAGGAUCACAGGGACCACCGGGCCAAUCAGGAGGAAGUUCAAGCAGUUACAACGUCGAGGAGAUAUCCGCUUACGUCUUCAAAAUCAUGAACGACAAAGGGAUUUCUAGAGGUCUGCCCGGCCCACCCGGUCCUGCUGGGCCUUCUGGUUCCGGGGGUUCUGGCUACACUACCGCUACGAUUGACUACUCCGCACUGAUGAGAAACCCCGACUUCCGCUCUUGGAUCAACUCCGCCGUACAACACGGUCCUCCGGGUCCUCCGGGGCAAAGUGGCCCUCCUGGUCCUCAGGGCCCGUCAGGAGUCUCCACUUCGCUCGGGUCGCAAGGUCGCGGCUACAGCUUGGAGGAGAUUCAGCGUUACCUGCAGAGUGCUGGUUUCAGAGGUGUUCCCGGCUCUCCUGGUCCUCAGGGACCACAGGGGCCACAGGGUCCAACAGGCAGCGCACACUUUUCCCACAAUGCACACUUCCCUCGGGAGAGUAUCCGCACUGAAAUUCAAGAGUACCUGACCAGUGACGGUGUUCGUCGCUCCAUCGUCGGAACUCCGGGGCCUCCGGGACCGAGGGGUCAGAAGGGAGAUCGCGGCGAGUCGGGUUACAUCCAGAGCCACGCGCAGAGCCAGAGCUACUCUCAGGGUGACUCUCAAUUCGGCUCCGAGCGCAGGGAUAUCGACAGCGUCGCCAUAAAGGUUACGGACUACAUCAAGAAUCAAGGCCUGCUGCAGGGCUAUCUGGUUGAGGGUGCUCCUUGGAGGGGGAGCGUGAGAGCGGUUCAAGGGCCCCCUGGUCCACCUGGCCCCGCCGGACCCGCCGGUCAGAGCCGCGUCAUCGGUUCCUACGGCAACGUCACAGCCGACCUCAUGGAGUUCUUCAGAACGUACGGCACCACCCCCGGCCCUCUAGGAGCCCCCGGACUAAGGGGUGACCAAGGGCAUCCUGGACCCAGAGGAGAAAAGGGCGAUCCCGGGCGGCCAGGUUUACCGGGCAUCCCCGGAUCCUACUCUCUCCAAAUUCCACACAGAGUACAGAAGAGGGACGCAGAAGAGAAAAUUGUCGGUCGUCGCCAUCGCCGCCACGCCGCCGUCGGCUAAACAUUCUACUGGGUCGAGUCCGAUUUAUUUCUAGUUUUUUUUUGGUGUUGAACCGUAGCUUUUUAUUGUUGCUGGCUGUUAAAAACAAAUCACAAGACAAUUUGAGAGAAUAAAAAUGGCCGAAGACGCAAUACGGCUCUUUAAAACUGCUUCGUGGAGGCUUCGAUUUAGCUGCUGGGCAGUGUCUUUGUCAUAGACUGUAUUUUUAAAUGUGGGUGUAUAAGGUUUACUUUUCUUAGCUCGCAAUCAACUUUUCCACGGGCAGCUUUGUUUAAGAGAAUAUCUUUUUAGGCAAUAAGUAGCCGAGUAGUGUAAUAAUGGCACUUUGCAUCUUUUCCCACUGCUCGUGUGUAACUUGAUCUACUGGUGUACCUAUUUUUUCUAUUCAUUGUCUUUUGAGGAUUCUAUUGUCUUGAGGAUUAUACAAGUGUUGAACGUUGCAUCGAGGUAACCCUUCAAUGUUUCAUAAAUGCCUUCAAUAUUGCCAAAUUAAUUAAUAUAAAUGAAGCCAACCUCCAGCCUGUAAGUUAUCCAUUCACACAUUACAAAACAAUUUACAUUUGUUAAAUAUAUAAAGGAAUGCAUCAUUACCAGUCAGAGUGAGGGUCAUUUGUGCAGCAGGGAGGGGACUUUGGGGACAGUAAAUAUUGCUGGAGUGAAGACUGAUGAUUUACUUGAAAGGUUUGUUGGUAAAAUAAAUAUCAUUGUUCGCAUGGUUGAAAGAAAGAUAAUCACUAAGAAAUUAUUGGAUUGUAUAUUUUUGUAUGACUGAAAUUGAUCGAUUUUCUUUAUACCAUUAAGUGUUGAAAAGAUUAAAUUAUAAAAUGUUCCCAGA